CCUCCUCCUCCUCCUAUACUCCGCUCUCUGGCUCCGCGGCUUGUCAUUCACUAGAAGAUGGCGGACUGUGCUCCACUAUUAGAUGAGGAACUCUCGUCCUUUGUCUUCAAUUACCUGACAGAAAACUCCGGCAGCCAGUAUGGGGAGGAGGAAGUGUGUUCCGACCGUUUGGACACCGACUUCCCGGACAUCGACCUCUCCCAGCUGGACACCAGCGACUUCGACAGCGUCAACUGUCUCAGUGAGCUGCAGUGGUGCAACGAUCAGCCUGCGGAUGCGUCACCAGCCUCCAUCCACUAUAGCACGGCAGAUGAGCUCUUCGAGAUAGAAGAGGAGAAUGCGGCUCUGCUCGCCGCUCUGACCGACAGUUUGGAUGGCAUCGUGGACGCCGAGGUGGGCGGGCUCUCCGUCUUCCCAGCCCUGGGAGAGGAGCCCGACCAGGAGGACGAGGAAGAGGACGGUCUUCCUCUCAGUGCUGAGGACUUCAGCCAGUCCCUGGGGGCCGAGACGGAGGACCCAUCGCUACUGAAGAAACUCCUGCUGACUCCUCCCAACGUGCCCGCGGGCGCCGACGCACACAAAGACGGGGUCCACGGCCAUCGCUAUAGCAACAGAAGCCUGCAGCUACGGCCGGUCAGACCUCUGGUCAAGAGUGACCUCCCUCAGGAGCGGAAGCCCCGGGCGGUGCGUCCAGCGGGGCGCCUCUGCACCGAGCUCCACCGCCACCUCACCACCGCCCAGGACGCGGAGGACUUCCCAGCCCCCGACACAGAGGAAGACGAGGAGGAAGAAGAGGACGAGGACAGCGAGUCGGAGGAGGACGAAGAGGAGGAAGGGGAAGAAGAGGAGGAGUCUUCCAGCAGCGAGGUGGAGGGCGCAGCGGUGGUGGCUGCUGUCCCCGCCGAGCCAGCUAAACCUCUCUUCAGCUCAGAGAAAGAACUGCACUCAGUGGUGGAGCUGAUCACGUACAUGCACACCUACUGCCUGCCCACGCGUAAGCAGCAGGGCUGGGAGCGCAAGGACCGUGACCUCCCGAGGUCUCGGGCCCGACCUGAGGCCUCCCGCCCGGCCGCCGCAAACUCUCACAGUAGAGUUGUCUUGGUGGCCACUCCUGGGACUAGUGGGGGCUUGCCUGGCGCAGGCAAUGGCGCCCCCAGGAGGCUCCCCUUUGCAAGGCAGAGGGAGAUGAAGGCCAACUCACUUCUCCGGGAGCUCCUGCAGCAGAGCAGCUCUUUUGACGUGAGCAAGCCUUACAGACUGCACAGCCCGCCCUACUCCCACGCCCAGAGCCCCAACAGAGUAUCUGCUCCUUCUUCCCUGGCUAAAUCAGCCCCAGCCCAGUCCCUCAGCUCCACCACCCCUAAACCGGAGCUUCGUAAAGACUCCUCCUCCCCUGAGAGGAGAAACUACUCCUCUGAGGCGCCUCAAAGUCCAGAGGAGGCUGCGGAAGACAGCGGCUCCUUCUCCGUUCGGCGUUCCCGACGUCUGGCCUCCUUCCCCAGCCGCUUCGCCAAGAGGCUGCGGCCUGGGCGGGCGAGGGAAGGAGAGGGCAAGGACAAGCAGGAGAAAGAGGAGGGACGAGCGGGGGUCAAACUCCUGCCAACCCUAGCGGGAGGGGGAACGACGACGGAGGUGCAGCCAGAGCCGCUAACGACCGGUGAUGGCAACAUUGGUACAACGGAGCCGACCAAACCCUGUUGCCACAACGAAAAGCGAGCCUGCCUCUGCCUGCCUCUGAAUCCCAAAUCCACAGGAGAGUCCCAGUACAGCACCAAGCCUUUUGAGCAGACGCUCACUGUGGAUCUGUGCGGAACGGCAGGUCUCACCCCUCCCACCACCCCACCUCACAAACCAGUGGAGGAUGAGCUCUUCAAGCCGGCAGAGGGAGGAAAGGGUGGUGGAGGAGCAGGUGGCGGCAGCAGCGACGAUGGCGGAGGAGGUGGUGGCAGCGAGUCUGUUCAUCCGGCUUCAAACACCAACGUCGCCGCAAAGGGCUCGUCUUGGCUGAGCCGCGGCCACCACCAGAGGAAGCUUCCGGAGCAGACGGAGCUGUACGCCCAGCUGCGGCGCAUGGGCCAGGCUGGUGACAGUGACACCCAUCGCAGCUUUGGCGACCACGACUACUGCGCACUGAGCCUCGGGGAGAGCCGCAAGCGUAGCGCUGCCAUGCUCGGCGCCAUGUUGCAGGCGCAAGGAGGGAGCGAUGGACUCGGCAGCCCAGCACCCAAAGCAGCUGACGAUCAGGCGUCGGAUUGGAGGGAGAAGGUGGAGAGGCCGGUGACGUCAGAGGUCGCAGAACCGAAGGAACAGCUGACGACCGUGGUGAUAUCACCAUCGCCGCCGUCAGACUGCCAGUCGGCGGAAGCCACACCGCCAACCUCAGAGGAAGAGGCGGAGCACUCGCUGGCAUCUCGCUCACCCUCGCCCAACCUCCUCUUGUGUCCCGACUCCCCCGCCAGCAAGACAGACUCCAGCGAGAACUCAGAGAUCUGUCCUGAUGACAAGCAGAGGAACAAAGCCAAGUCUGACGAGGACAACUGCCAGGUGUUUUACAUCCACAACCUGCCAAGCAGCGUGACCCAGAACAUGCUGAGGAAACGCUUCCAGGUUUUUGGCAAAGCAGAGGAUUGCAAAGUCAUCAUCUGCAACGAGGAGCGCUGUGGGGUGAUAAAGAUUCGCCAGUCAGGGGUUCAAAGGCACUGGAGAGAACGGGAGACAGUUUUCCAGAAUGGACCUGGGGGCCUGAGGAGGCUGACAAGAAAACGCUACAUAGACCUUGAUGAGGCAGGUCCAGGCCCUGUCAAGAGCAAGUAUGAUGCACUGGACUUUGACACUCUGCUGAAGGAGGCCCAGAAGUCCCUGCACCGCUGACGGCACAGCGCCCCUGACUGGCCAGCCUUAGUAAACCGCAGCAACACCCCUCCAACUACACAGCUCUGCCCUCAGACAGGUCUCUCAGUACCUCCAUGCAAGGCAACCUCGCAAAAUGUUUACAUUUUUACCAUUGGAAUAAAAUAACGAUAAGGACCUUGUUGUUUUUUAAGUUUCUUUCACCGGAGGAUACUGCUUAAAAACGAGGAAGCCACUGGGAGUCUGGAUGAGUUUAGAGACAAUGGAGGAAAUAAGACUUUUAACAGCAAUGGUACAACUACAAACGACAAUGAUACAGUUCUCUGCUGAACAACACUAACAACAAAGCUGCUUCCUGUCUGUGUUGGUGACAUCAUCGCCCCCGCCUUGGAAGCACCAGUGUGAGAGACCUCUGUAGCAAAUCCUUGCUAUCCCUGCGUUGCGUUGGUCGUCGUUGUGUGUGUUCCUGCGUGUGCGUGUUCUUUGUUCUGUUUGUUUUGUAAAAAAAAAAGAAAAAAAAACUCCCUCUUUCCGGCCAGGGGUGGUGAACCUGCAAGCUGUGUUCGCCAUGAAAUUGUGUGGUUGUGUAACCAGAAAAAAAACAUAACCCCGCUUUGUUUUAGCGAAAAAAUGUGGAUGUUAUAAAUUUUAAAAUCUAUUGUAUGUGUGUUAUGGACAAAGAAUAUAACAAAAAACAUUUAACGUAAUCAUUUGAUGACUGAUAAAGUUUACAAAUCUAAAAUGAAGAAGAAAAAAAUCAUGUUUUUUUCUUUUUUGUAAUUGUAGUGCUUCCUUGAUUUAAUCUAUGCACUGUAAGGAGGUAAAUGUCUCCGCUGUCCUCCACUUUCCCCCUUUGACUCUAAUCUCUAACUCUGCCAUGCUGACUAUUUUGGCUUCUGCUACUGGCUGCUGCAGGGUCUGUUUGAUAGGCGCUUUGUUCCAUUAAGACCCCAACUUGGAUUUGGGAAAAAUUUUACCUCAAUUGUUUCCAACCAAUUCAAACAAAAGCGGUGACUAGAAAAGCACUUAUCUUGAAUGUUGCACCUCUUGUGAAUUGGCCAAAAUAAGAUAAAAUAAGAUACCAGUUGAGUUCAACUUCAUUUGGAGACUCUGCUGUUGAUGUCAGGCGUCCUACUACAUGACAGGAAUGGAUCACAAAAAAGUUCUGAGCAGUUUUUUAGUUUCAUCUUCAAAAAGAUGCUUAAAAAUAUUUACUGCUUGGGUUAAAGAAAAUCCUUGGGUUUUGUGUUAGAAGUAAGGGUUAGCGUUGGGUUAAGAUAUGAGCUGGGCCAGGAUUGGAUUGGGAUUAAGUCAGGGUUACAGUUACGGGAAAGGUGUAAAGGUACCAAAAUUGAUGAUUGAACACCAAUGCUGCACUAUCCAAUAAAGCAUCACUGAACACUACUUAUUAGUAACAGUAUCAACGUAGUCACCCAAGGCUUUGACAUUUUCUUGCUUUGGUUAAGUAAUGGCCAAACAUCCACUCUAGGAGUGGAUCACUGUUGUUGGAUACUGUUUAUCAAUGACAGGUUCUUUGGUGCUCACAUGGAUCCAGUCCUCGAUUGCUUCUGAAAUAUGAAAAAGUGGCCAGCAUCAAAAUUCUUGGGUCAUCCAGACUUCAAACUACUGAUGCCAGUUUUUAUAAAACAGUUGUUUGUGCUUCAUCGGCUGAUACCAGGUAAAUUUCUUCCACAUCUAGAUGGGUCUUGAUGUAUCUUUGAUAUGGUCCCACUGAACAUAUGUCCAAUAAAGGCUGCAGCCUAAUGACACCCCCCCCAAAUGCCACAGCCAAUGCAACAGUUACUGUUUACAUUUGGUCUGCAGCAAGCAGGACUGAAAUGGGGAAAUAAAGAUGGUAGCCACUGGCGCUUUUAUACCAUACUCGGUAUGAAUUCAUCACAUCCGCACUUUGUCGGGACCAUCCCAGUCCUAUCUUCUUCCACACAAAGUUCAUCAGCCAUUACAGGGCAAAGAACUGUAAAUGGAAUUCAACUAUUUGGAUUGUCCACAAAUUCUUUUUUUCUCUGUAACAUUGGCACUCGACGUUGGGUUUCGUAAGUACGAACCAGUUUGCUCCCCAUAAUCCAACCAUGGAACAUUGCUACAGUUAGACAUAGAUGAAUCUGUUGGUUCAAAUGGAAUGUAUUUAAGAAUCUGAAUGUAAUCAUUGGGUUUUCCCCAUUUCUGCUUGCCCAAAGAUUGUGGAGCUUUUUGGUGCUUUAAAAGGUAGACUUCCUUAGUCAUCCAGUUGAUCCAGCAUGUGACUAAUUCUAGCUGGAAGUGCAGUCUGGGUAGCGUCUAAUUUACAUUCCUAUCACAGCCAGUAGCACCCGACGUCAAAAGGGAGAGAGCCUCCAAGUCUGCAAAUCUGGUGGUACCAAACUGCCACCUACAACACAGCCAGGGAAAGAGCGAGGGAUGGGCUUGAAAGUAAUGAAAAGAGCAAUCGGCCAAGAAUCUGAUUUCUCGUCCGGGAGGUACUGUAUCAGCUGAGCAUCUCUACCUCACAUCCAUCCAUCCCUGCUCCCCCUGUCUUUUUUUUUUCUUGACCCCCUGGAUGCUCUCCCCCUCCUCUUUUAUAAGUCUCUCACUCUUUGGUUUUUUGUGGGAAGCGUUCUCUGUGUGAGGUUUUCCCCAUCAGAGGGGCGGUUAUAGGUAGUAUGGGGGUUUUUGUUUGAUUUUUUAUACUAUGACUCCUUCUACCACUAAGUCCCAAGUAAGAGGAAUAAUCUCUGUCUUUCUCUAACUCUAUCCUUCGCUUGCCUCAUAACGGUUUUAAGCGUGUCCGUUUCUUGGAGUCUCAAUCGUGCGUCCUUGUGAGUGUUUUGUCUUUGUCUCGUGUUUGAGUUGGACACUGCUGACGCUUGCGGGUUGGUAAGGAGGGGUCGGCAGGGGCUGAACGGUGGCUGGGUGGUUUGGUUGGUCCUUGAAUGCGCUUGGAAGGGAAGAUUCCCAAUCUUCUCUCCUUGCCUUCAUUUUCUUGUUUUGUUCAGGGACACGCCAUUCCUCCUGAUUACCCUGUACCUCCUCUCCUUGGCUAGGAAUUUCAAUAAAAUGCAGCGCAACUCUUCCCCUAUCUCUAUCUUUGACUCUGUCGCUUUCUGGCUCUUUGGGUUCAAGGCCUUGUUUACAGGUCUUCUCCAAACCCUGGUAAACCCCCUCCCCCCUUUUUAACAAAUAAUCCCCCUUUCCCCAUCCUCGUCCUUGUUCUUUCUCUAUCUAAUCAACUCCUCUGUAACACACACAAAAAAAUUGAAUGUUUACAUCACUCGAUUCUCCUUUGAAUUUAUUAGGAACGCACACUAAGUACAAAGGCGCCUUAUUCAGUGUUUUGAAAAAAAUAAGAGCAAGUGAAGAGGCCUAGAAGGACGGACCCUCUCCAGGCUCACCAAUGUCCAAAACUAACAAAAACAAUUUAGUGCUAUACAUACUGAUUGAGAAACAAGGUGUCAGGAAAAAAAGGAAAAAAAAAUAAUUUAAUUGUAACAAAACUAAUUGCGAACAACUGAAUGAGUAUUUGUGCUUAGUAUGUAUACUACUAAAAAGUGAGAGAAUGUGCUGGUUUACAUAUUAAAAACAGAAAAUAUAUUAUAUGAAUAUAUAAUGUGUAUAUAGCAC
This is a messenger RNA of Xiphias gladius (swordfish), 6468 nucleotides long. It is a transcript of the gene ppargc1b, whose product is annotated as peroxisome proliferator-activated receptor gamma, coactivator 1 beta. Gene Ontology annotation, biological process: positive regulation of transcription by RNA polymerase II. Gene Ontology annotation, molecular function: nucleic acid binding; transcription factor binding. The transcript has 12 exons. NCBI's taxonomy places the organism in Eukaryota, Metazoa, Chordata, Actinopteri, Istiophoriformes, Xiphiidae. The coding region runs from base 58 to 2871 and encodes 937 amino acids. The record is from RefSeq and is a predicted model, not a curated record. Gene Ontology annotation, cellular component: nucleus.